Polyodon spathula (Mississippi paddlefish) is the source of this 1380-nucleotide messenger RNA. RefSeq lists its product as uncharacterized. Bases 1 to 1380 code for a protein of 459 amino acids. The record is from RefSeq and is a predicted model, not a curated record. Lineage: Eukaryota; Metazoa; Chordata; Actinopteri; Acipenseriformes; Polyodontidae. The transcript has a single exon.
AUGGUCGGUCCCUUUGCAGCACCUCCCUUCACUACCUUCCGCAUUAAUCCCAUAGGCAUCGCUACCCGCAAGUAUUCUGGUAAGAAACGCCUUAUUAUUGAUCUAUCUGCUCCCCGGGGCAGUUUCACUCGCAGCAUCAACUCCCUCAUUUCAAGCGAGGAGUUCUCUCUUCAUUACAUUAAGCUAUCAGACGCCAUUAAUUCUAUCAAGGUCGCAGGUCACGGAGCCUGGCUUGCCAAAGCCGAUAUUUCUGACGCAUUCAAGGUUAUGCCUAUUCACCCUUCCCUUUGUCAUCUUUUUGGAGUCUGCUGGGCAGACAAGUUUUAUUUUUCCACCCAGCUCACUUUUGGUUGCCGCAGCAGCCCAAAAAUAUUCAAUUCUUUGUCAGAAGCCCUCUGCUGGAUUUUGCUCAACAUCUAUCGUGUUCCCUUCCUUCUCCAUCUCUUGGACGACUUUCUGCUCACCUCCCACCCUUCAGAUCCUCCAGCCCAAGCAAUUAAUCAGCUUAAAACCCUCUUCUCAUCACUCGGUGUCCCCUUCUCCAAAGAAAAAACCAUAGGCCCCGUCAACUCUCUGGAAUUCCUCGGCAUUACUCUUGACACAGUGAAAUUCGAAGCCAGUCUACCUUCUGCCAAACUCCAACGUAUUCUCUCACUCAUUAACUGUUUCCAGAUCUCCUCUACUAUUAAGAAGCGUGACCUCCUCUCUCUCCUUGGUCAUUUCAACUUUGCCAUCUGCAUCAUUCCUCAGAGCAGAACAUUUAUUUCACGUCUUCUAGCCCUCUCAUCAUCUGCCAAGAACCUGAAUCCCCACAUCAAAAUCCCAGCUGAGGCCAGAAAAGACAUAGAGAUGUGGAUUAAUCUCCUUUCUAACUGGAACGGCCUCUCUCUAUUCUAUGAUGACUUCAUUUCAGCUCCUCACGAUCUCGCCCUCUUCACUGACGCCUCAUCCACUGGAUUCAGCGGCUUCCAAGGAUCAGAAUGGUUCUUCAGCGCUUGGCCUCCUGAAAUUCAGACCCUUCUCCCUCAAGAGAAAUCCACGGCUCUCCUAGAAAUAUAUCCAAUCGUAGCUGCCGCCCUCCUCUGGGGUCACCAAUGGUCAAGAAAAUCAAUUAUUUUCUUCAGUGAUAACAAACCCACAAUGCACAUCAUAAAUAAAGGGCGUUCUUCAUCUCCCCUCAUCAUACGGUUGCUUCGCCGUCUCAUAUGGACUUCUGUAUCUUUUAACUUCUUAAUACAAGCCCGCCACCUUCCCGGUACCCAUAAUAACGCUGCCAACACUCUCUCUCGCCUGCAGGUAUCCAAGUUCCGUCAUCUGGUUCCAACUGCUUCCCCAGCCCCUCUCCAAUCCUCUCAGUUUUAUCAGCUGUUACUAGAUUGA